AUGGGCAUGACCCACAUGAGCUUUGGUAUCCAGACACAUCACAAGCAGAGCUUGUCCUCUGAGGCUGGACCAGGCCCGGGUGUCUUCCAGUGGGUCUCCUCAGUGUCUUUGACUUGGACAGGUAGGGGCUUCCUCCUGCCUGGGUGGCAUGUGAGACCCGCGCACCGGACAUCGCCCUUACUGCUGUCCCACGCUAGCCUGCCCGCUGGUGUAUCAGAACGGAUGUCCGAGGAGUUAAUGGAUCCCGCGGUGUCAGUCCCGAAGCACAAGGGGGGGCUCUGGAAACUUGAGCCUCGAGGACUCAGGGGCAGAAAGAAGCCAGGUGUCAGGAAGCCCACCCCACGGGUGCUGAGGGCCACCCUGCCCUGCCUGUUUCUCACCCAAUGUCUCCCUGUCUUCCAGGCAGAUUUUUUGAAAGGAUUGCCUGUCUACAACAAAAGCAACUUCAGUCGAUUUCAUGCCGACUCCGUGUGCAAAGCCUCGAACCGACGCCCCUCAGUCUACCUGCCAACACGAGAGUACCCGUCUGAGCAGAUCAUCGUGACAGAAAAGACCAACAUCCUCCUGCGCUACCUGCAUCAACAGUGGGACAAAAAGAACGCCGCCAAGAAGAGGGACCAGGAGCAGGGGGAGCUCGAAGGCGAAAGCUCAGCGCCUCCCCGCAAGGUGGCGCGGACCGACAGCCCGGACAUGCAUGGGGACAUGCGUGCUCCGUGUCCACCCAAUAAAAGGAUCUUUCCUACUCCACCUCGCGUCUUUGCGCCGCACACAUCAGCCCCGGAGGAUGGAGCCUGA
Carlito syrichta (Philippine tarsier) is the source of this 795-nucleotide messenger RNA. RefSeq lists its product as uncharacterized. The transcript is spliced from 6 exons. Gene Ontology annotation, cellular component: Cul4-RING E3 ubiquitin ligase complex. Lineage: Eukaryota; Metazoa; Chordata; Mammalia; Primates; Tarsiidae. Gene Ontology annotation, biological process: positive regulation of proteasomal ubiquitin-dependent protein catabolic process. Bases 1 to 795 code for a protein of 264 amino acids. The record is from RefSeq and is a predicted model, not a curated record.